Messenger RNA from Nomascus leucogenys (northern white-cheeked gibbon), 1683 nucleotides. It is a transcript of the gene ZNF843, whose product is annotated as zinc finger protein 843. NCBI's taxonomy places the organism in Eukaryota, Metazoa, Chordata, Mammalia, Primates, Hylobatidae. Gene Ontology annotation, molecular function: DNA-binding transcription repressor activity, RNA polymerase II-specific. The record is from RefSeq and is a predicted model, not a curated record. The transcript has 4 exons. Gene Ontology annotation, biological process: negative regulation of transcription by RNA polymerase II. The coding region runs from base 1 to 1392 and encodes 463 amino acids.
AUGUCCCCCUUCAACCUGCAGCAUGGCGCUUCCCAGCCCGGCUCCUCGCGCCUCCUCCCGCCCCUAGGGGUCGCCGUCGCGCCGUCAUUCCCUUCCCUCGGUUCCCGGGCGAGACGCGCUGAAGGUGGGAGGAGGAAAGGCCGGCGCGUGUGCAUGCGCAUGGCGCGGAUUCCCUCAUCCUGGCCCCGUGGCUGCCGGGUCCUCGCCACGUCCCCUUCCCGGAGCUACGCGCCCGGCUGGGUUCCGAUCCGCCGUGUCUCUCGGGGGCGGCUCGCGGGGCAGGGGCGCUUCCGGCUCGGCCGCACGCCCAAGUGUCAUGCGGGAGCCCCCGAGGCCUGGGGCCGGGUGCGGCUCCCAAACUGUGAGCUCGUGGCCACGGGAAGCCUGAGUGCGGCAGAGGCCCCACAGCUGCGCCGAGUGCGGCAAGAGCCUCCCAUACAGUUACUCCCUGAGCGGUCAUCUCCGAAGCCCUGCUCGUUAGAAGCCUUCCCCUGCCCUGACUGUGGAAAGCGUUUCAGCCAGAGCUCUGACCUGCUGCAGCAGAGCCUGCGGAAGGGGUUUUACUCAGAGCGCAUCCCUCCUCCAGCACUGGCGGGUCCACAGCGACUGGCGAGAGACCUUGUCACUGUCCCCAGUGCGUGGCCAGCUCUGCUGCUGGCUCACCAAGGAGCACAGACUGGCCGAAGGAAGCCCUGCGUCUGUCCCCAGUGCCAGCAGGUUUUUGGGGACCGGUGGAAGCUGAUCCGCCACCAGCGAAUUCACACAAGACAGCGUCCCUUCUGCUGCUGCAGCUGCGGUGACAGCGUCAGUGAGAAGACCUCCCUCUCCCAGAGCGUCCUCCCGCACCCAAGGGAGAAGACCUGCAGGCCUGGGAGCGUGGAGAGCGUCAGCCUCGCACCCAGCUCAGUCGCCCCGGGCAGCACCUCCGGGCUCCGGCCCUGUGGGAGCCCCGGGUCCUUCCUUCAACAUCUGCCCCCAUCCACACUCCUGCCCCGACCUCCCUUCCUUUAUCCUGGCCCCCCACUCAGUCUCCAGCCUCUGGUUCCAUCCGGCCUUCCCGCAGGGCCUGCAGGGCCUCCGGGAGGCCUGGAAGUUGCCCAGGUUCCGCCAGCCACCCAGCCGGCAGCUCAGCAGGAGGGGGCAAUGGGGCCCAGAAGGAGUGCGAGUGCGGGACGGGACUCGCGGGAGGCGGUUCAGGCCCCAGGCUACCCUGAGCCAACCCGGGAGGCCUCGCAGCACAGAGCGGCCCGACCGCUCGGCGAGGCCAGGACCAGGCUUCAGCGACAGUGCCGAGCUCCUCCGCCGCCCUCGAACCCACACUGGAGAGGAGCCCUACCAGUGUUUCCGGUGUGGAAGGCCUCCAGCCAGAGGUCCAACCUGGCCCGACACUGAAGAACCAGCGUGCUGCAGCCCUGGGUGGAAUAGUUGCAGCCCCCAGUGAACUGUGGAUCUGAGAUGCAGUCCCCUCCCUCCACAAAGACCCGCUCAGGACGGCUUUUCUGUAUGGCAGAUCUUUCUCAGAAGUGCUGGGGGCUAUGUUUGUUUUUUUCCCCUGAAUUCUCGCUCCUUUCCCUUAUACAUUAAGGGAUUUAGGCAGGUGAGGCUGCGGGCGGUGACUCACACCUGUAAUCCCAGCGCUUUAAGAGACCGAGGUGGGAGGAUCGCGUGAGACCAAAGAAUUUG